This is a messenger RNA of Dreissena polymorpha, 2528 nucleotides long. RefSeq lists its product as uncharacterized. Gene Ontology annotation, molecular function: zinc ion binding. Lineage: Eukaryota; Metazoa; Mollusca; Bivalvia; Myida; Dreissenidae. The coding region runs from base 47 to 1705 and encodes 552 amino acids. The transcript is spliced from 3 exons. The record is from RefSeq and is a predicted model, not a curated record.
UCACGCUGUCCAAACAAAAACACUUCCUUGUUCACCUGUAAACAAAAUGACAUCCAACAUGGAGUCUUCGCUUGUAGCAAAAGGAUCAGAUACGAUAUGGGACUAUACUUGUUCGGCUUGCCAGGAGCUCGAGGCUCAGUAUCAUUGUAAAGAGUGUGGCAAGGGUUUCUGUGACAGCUGUGUAAAACUGCACAACCAACUUUACAAGUCUCACACUGUGUUUGGCAGCGAACACAUGGAUAAAUGGCGGAUUAACAAGUCAACGUUAGACAUGUUGGGACAGUGUGCAGAGCAUACCGAUAAAAAAAUAAAACUGUUCUGUGAGGACCAUUGUCGGCGGUGUUGUCACACUUGCGUGUCACUUCAUCACAGUAAAGUCAGCCUUAUUGAAGAGAUAAACAAAUACUCAACGGCAGACGCACAUAAUCUCUCAUCAAACAUUCAGAAAAUACAAGAAGAGUUGAAGAAACUGAAAGACAGAGCAACAUGCAAUCUUCAGUCGCUUGAGAAGGCUUACGAUCGAAUUAAGGAAGAGAUCGAGACAGUGCGACGGAAAAUCAAUAAAGAAUUAGAUCGGCUAGAGAAAGUGACACUGCUAGAAGUGGAAAACCUAAUUUCUAGCUCUAAGAUUUUGAUUACAAAAGAAAGAGAUGAGUGUGACAGCAUUCAUAAAAAUCUGCAAUGCCACAGUGAGGCGGAUAAUGACGUUUGCAACAAGAGCAGUACACUUCUUUUUAUAGCUUUAGAAAAAUGUCAACAGCAGAUAAAUGACUCUGAAUUAUUCGUUGAAGAGUGGAAAGUCACAAAUGAUUAUGGUUGGGACUUUGAACCAAACAAUAACAUUGAGAAGUUUAUAUCAAAUUUGACAGGUCUUGGUAAGAUAAGCAAAACAAAUACAGUUAUUUCACUACAAAAAAUGUCAGAAUACGGAGUUAAAAUAAAAUCUGAUUUACACCCAUGCAGUAUUUAUGCCAUAUGCGAGCUUCCUUCUAGAGAGCCGCUUGUACUGGAUUAUAAUUAUGACAAAGAGAAACUGUUUGACAAGUUAUUGAGCAAUUGUAAAGUGCUUAGAUAUUCAUAUGCCAUGUGUCUGAUAUCUCCAAAUGAGCUUAUUGUAACAACGAAUGAGCAUGACGAUCUUCACUUUCUUCAGAUGAUAACUGUUAGGAAUGACAAGUUGGAAAAGGGAAACAAGAUCCAGCUCCCACAUAGGUGUGUUGGUAUUGCCCGCCAUGAGGGAGAUCUGUAUGUAACUUCCGGUACUGCUCUGUAUCAGUAUACUAGGACUGGAACACUCGUAAAGAAACUGUACGAGGAUACAACAGGAGAUAAUACAGUCUACUCGUGUGCAGUGAACCUGAUGGGUGACAAGAUAUACGUCACCAACCAGCACACACACCAACUCCUAACACUGGCCAUAGAUGGAACAGUUAUCUCCACCUUUACAGACAUUGACUUAAAAGGCCCAAGGGGUGUACAUGUGACACCUCGUGGACAAGUGCUCGUUUGUGGCGAUAAAUCAAACGCACUUAUACAGGUGGACAACGAGGGGAAGAAGAAGCUGGCCACACUGGCUACCAAAAAGGAUGGUGUCAAUGACCCACGUUCAGUGUUAUAUAGCAGCAGCACUGAUACUGUGAUAAUGGGUUUCUCAACGAAUGAUUCAAUCAUGGUUUUUAAAGUGACAUACUCAGCGGAAAAAUAAAUCAUUAAAUAUAACGAUACAAACUCAUCUAAGCAUUGAUUUGACACAUAUCGUCAUCAUGGCGUCAACAGGUAAAGCACGUUUAUAUUGUAUAAUUGUGUGAUAUAAAAGUAUCCUUCAAAAUUCAACUUAACAUCUUGUUUUCAUUUACGUAUUUUUUCUGACUCUUAUCUUUAUUUUCAAAUUUUAUUUGAUUAUUGUUUCGUACUUAAUUUGAUUGUUGUUUUCGUUUACUUACGUACCGGUACUUUAUUUGAUUAUGUUUUCAUUAACGUACUCUAUUUGAAUCGUGUUUGCAUUUACGUACUUAAUUCGAAUUGUGUUUGUAUUUACGCUCUUAAUUAGUUAUUGGUUUCAUUUGCGUUGUCUAUUUGAACAGUAUUAUUAAGAAUUGUAUUUCUUUUUACAAAGCUUCUUUGAUAAAUUUACAAACAUAAUAAAUUAUCGAUUUGUCACAUGAAAAAAGACUUGUGGAAUGUAUAUACAGAUGGGUUGAUAUAAAAUAUACGGCUUAUAUAUGUUGUUCUUAACUCAGUGUAACAGCGACAUAUGCAUAUAUAGAGAAUAACAGGUUACUGACUGAUCCUUUUGUAAUAUACCAGGCAAGGCUCAGAAUAAUAUAACGGCGAGGCUUGCCGAGGCAGUAACCUGUUUUUCUGUUUAUCAUACCUUUACGUCCCCGAUUUUUAAGAAAUAUUGGGAAAAUCGCUAAAAAGCUGCCGUUUUAGCGGGAAAGAAUAUGACUUUUAUCGUUUGACGUGUUUAUAAUGACGUCAUGAGCACGCGCGCUUAAUAUUUGUAAAAAGAUGUUUUUUGCUGUUUG